This is a messenger RNA of Hyaena hyaena (striped hyena), 1409 nucleotides long. Its product is annotated as bromodomain-containing protein 8-like. Bases 1 to 1104 code for a protein of 367 amino acids. Lineage: Eukaryota; Metazoa; Chordata; Mammalia; Carnivora; Hyaenidae. The transcript has 8 exons. Gene Ontology annotation, cellular component: NuA4 histone acetyltransferase complex. Gene Ontology annotation, molecular function: protein binding. The record is from RefSeq and is a predicted model, not a curated record.
AUGAGCUUGGAGAAGAUGGGACAUGAGUGGGUUUGGUUGGAUUCAGAGCAAGACUAUCCCAAUGACUCUGAGCUGAGCAACGACUGCAGGUCCCUCUUCAGUUCAUGGGAUUCCAGUCUGGAUCUUGAUUUGGGAAGCUGGAGAGAAACAGAGGAGCCAGGGGCUGACGAACUAGAGGAAAGCAGCCCAGGGAGAGAACCUAGUGAGCUGCUUAUGGGGGAUGGAAGCAGUGAGGAAUCUCAGGAAGAGGCAGAGCAAGUCAGUCGCCAGAAUCUCCUCCACUUUCUUUCUGAGGUAGCUUAUUUAAUGGAGCCAUUGUGCAUUAGCAGCAAAGAAUCAAGUGAAGGCUGCUGUCUUUCAUCUGGUACCAGACAACAGGACAGAAGGGAAAUUGAAGCUACUGAAGGAGAAGAGCCAUGCAAAGAGCCCAAACAGCUUUCAGCCUGGGUAGACCCCUUAGUAGCUGAGAAGUCAGUAGGAGAAAGUGGAAGGCCAGAGGUGGCUCCAGCUCACUCACAUAUUUGUGCUAUUCGGCAACUAUCCACAGAGAGUGAAGAAGGAGAGGUUGAGCAAGAAUCCAAAGAGGAGGACCAGGGUGAAGGGUAUGUGUCAGAGUUGGAAGACCAGCCCUCUUCAGGUGAGUAUGAUGAUGGCUUCAGCAUUCAGAAGACUCCUCUGGUGGAUAUCCUUUUCAGCCGUGCUACCUCCUCAAAGUCGUCUGAUCUAGGCCACAGUGACCCUGUUCAGGAUCACUUGCUAUUUAAGAAGACUCUCUUGCCAGUCUGGAAGAUGAUUGCCAGUCACAGGUUCAGCAGUCCUUUUCUGAAACCUGUGUCAGAAAGGCAGGCCCCGGGAUACAAGGAUGUGGUGAAAAGACCCAUGGACUUAACUAGCCUGAAAAGGAAUCUGUCUAAGGGACGGAUUCGUACCAUGGCUCAGUUCCAGCGUGACCUGAUGCUGAUGUUCCAAAAUGCUGUGAUGUACAAUGACUCUGAUCAUCAUGUGUACCAUAUGGCUGUGGAGAUGCAGCGAGAAGUCUUGGAGCAGAUUCAGGUGCUGAGUAUUUGGUUAGACAAAAGAAGAGACUUAAAUAGUUUGGAAUGAGAACCAGUCAACCCUGUGGAUGAUGGAAAACCUCUUUUGUUAACCAGGAGCUGCUAUCCUGACAUUUUCUGGAUUUGGGACCUCUUAUUGAGACUUAGAGAAGAUCCCAGUACUUGUUUACCAGUUCUCUGUUGUCUUUUCUAAUAAGAAAAAUGCCUUAAUUCACAACCAGGGAGUCACGGGUGCCUGUGGACAUAACAUAAAGCGGGGAAAGCUCAGAUUUGGGGCCAAGCUGUAAAUGUUGCCCACGUUUUUGUUCCAUGGGCUUGAUUUAGAUGUAACUAAAUUAAACGUCUUAUAACUGC